Messenger RNA from Juglans regia (Persian walnut), 2961 nucleotides. RefSeq lists its product as uncharacterized. Lineage: Eukaryota; Viridiplantae; Streptophyta; Magnoliopsida; Fagales; Juglandaceae. The record is from RefSeq and is a predicted model, not a curated record. The transcript is spliced from 10 exons. The coding region runs from base 321 to 2423 and encodes 700 amino acids.
CUCUCUCUCUCUCUCUCUCUCUCGUUAUUCUUAUCCGGUCACUUUCGUGAUCAAGAAACCCAUAUCACGACAGAACCAUGGAUGUCUCUAAUGGAUAUUGUCCGAUAUGAAUCUCCCCCUGCUUUGUCAGUAUAUGUAAUCCCUUCGAGUUUCGCAAAAACGAGAUAAUGUUUCUGUACAUAUAACCGAGAUGGUUUUCUCGAAAAGUUGCAAAAACGAAGAGAAUCUCAUGUUCGAGCUUGAGGUUUUUGCAGAAUUUGACUGUAAAAGUUGACAUUUUAGGGGCAUUUGAGUGGUGGGUUUCUGUCCAAUUAGAGAAGAUGGUUAGUGGAAUGUUGGAGAUGGCUGCGGGUAGCAAACCCAGAAAUUUGCUUGAAGAUCUGGUAAGAGAAGGAUCAUUCAAAUGGUUGCUUGGCAAGCGGUGCUCUUUCAAUGAAGAAUUUGAAGAGAUGGGAAGGUCUCCAUCUGCUCAGAGGAAUUGGAUACAGGAGCUUUCUCCUGUUGCAAAUCUGGUCGUUCGUAGAUGCUCAAAAGUCCUUGGUGUUCCUUCAAGUGAGCUUCAAGAAUGCUUCAAUGCAGAGGCUGCUGACUUUGUAAAGCAUCCAUCAAGGUAUGCAAGGAACUUUUUGGAAUACUGCAGUUUCAGGACACUAUCUUUGUCAAUACAAGUAACCGGUCAUCUAGCCGAUAAAAAGUUUCGACGCCUAACAUAUGACAUGAUGCUAGCUUGGGAGGCUCCAGCAGCUGCGAGCCAACCUUUACUAAAUGUCAAUGAGGAUAUAUCCGUGGGGGGAGAGGCCUUCUCACGAAUAGCUUCAGCAGUCCCUAUUAUUGCAAACGUAAUCAUCAGUGAAAAUCUAUUUGAAGUGCUUACCAAAUCAACUGGUGGUCGGCUUCAGUUUUCUAUCUAUGACAAGUAUUUAAGUGGACUAGAAAGAGCUAUUAAAAAAAUGAAAAACCAAUCAGAAUCGUCUCUUCUUUCUGCUGUUCGAUCAGCAAGAGGAGAAAAGAUUCUGGAAGUAGAUGGAACAGUCACCACCCAACCUGUUCUUGAACAUGUAGGAAUGUCUACCUGGCCUGGUCGGUUAGUUCUGACAGACCAUGCACUUUACUUUGAAGCUCUCCAUAUUAUGUCCUAUAACAAGGCAAAAAGAUAUGAUUUAGCAGAUGAUCUGAAACAAGUUGUUAAACCUGAGAUGACUGGACCAUGGGGCACCCGACUUUUUGACAAGGCAGUGUUGUAUAAGUCAGUUUCCUUAUCAGAAUCGGUUGUAUUUGAGUUUCCUGAACUUAAAGGGCAUACUCGCCGUGAUUAUUGGCUAGGAAUUAUCCGAGAGAUUUUAUAUGUUCAUAGAUUUAUAAAUAAGUACCAGAUCAAGGGAGUUGAACGGGAAGAAGCACUUUCAAAGGCUGUACUUGGUAUUCUACGAAUACAAGCCGUCCAGGAUAUUGGUUUAGCUAUUCCUCUACAGUGUGAGACCCUUCUUGUGUUCAAUCUCUGCGACCAACUUCCAGGUGGAGACCUGAUCCUGGAAAGUUUUGCAAAUAUGUCAACCCUCAGAGAGUUGGACCAGACUAACAAUUCUAAGGCUGGUGGUGGAAUGUAUUCGGUCUCUGCCUUGGAUGUGGUUUCUAACUUGGGGUUUGUGUUUGGAACAAGUUCAAAUAACCCUACUGAGGCUGGGCUUGUUGUGGGUGAGAUAGCUGUGGGAGAGACGAGUUCUUUGGAAAGAGCAGUUAGGGAAUCUAAAAAUAAUUAUGAAAAAGUGGUGCUAGCACAAACAACAAUUGACGGAGUUAAAGUGGAUGGCAUUGACACUAAGUUGGCACUGAUGAAGGAGUUACUCUCUCCGAUGAGGGAACUCGGGAAAUGCCUUCUGUCUCUGGUAAUUUGGGAUGAUCCUGUGAAGUCUUCGGUAUUCUGUAUAGUUUUCAGUUAUAUCAUUUGCAGGGCAUGGCUAGGUUACACCUUUGCUCUGAUGUUCAUCUUUGUUGCGGUUUUCAUGGUACUCACACAAUUUUGUGGCCAAGGAAUGCCUAUUGAUGAAGUUAAGGUGAUAGCUCCUCCUGGAACAAAUACAAUGGAGCAGCUUUUGGCUGUUCAAAAUGCAAUUUCUCAAACUGAAGGGCUCAUCCAGGAUGGUAACAUUGUUCUUCUCAAAAUACGGGCCUUGCUGCUGUGCAUUUCCCCUCAGGCAAGCAAAAAACUUUCUGUUGCUCUUUUGACAACGGCCUUGAUUCUGGCCUUCAUACCUAGUAAGUACAUAGUUCUUUUGAUUUUCGUGGAAACUUUUACAAGAUAUUCACCACCGAGGACGUCAAGCACGGAGAGAUGGACGAGGAGGUUGAGAGAAUGGUGGUUCAGCAUACCAGCAGCUCCUGUUGUCCUUGAAAGAGAAAAAGAGGAGAAAAAGAGGAAGUGAUGCUGUAAUUUUGAGGGCUUUUGUUUCUGCAAUAAGUGUACAUAUGUUUCCGGAAUGGUUUUUUUUUUCCCGAUUUGCGGAUGCAAAUUAUGAUCGUAAAUAUCAAGCAAUGAACAAAGAAACACAAUCGACCUGAAAGAUGUAAUGGCUUCAUGGAUAGAGAAAGAUCUGCGGCAAUCGUUCAUGAUUUAUUUUUUCCUGAAUAAGCUGGCAUAACAUAAUCCUGCACACCUCAGCUUCUUCCCUCUCGUGUAUGAACAUGGCUAAUGUAACGCAUUCCAGGUGAUUUUCCAGAUUAACGGCUUCAAACGGUCAUGGAUAUGGGCUAACCAGAGUAGCUUCCAUUCAUUUAAUUGAGAGGUCUGUGAUUCUUGAAUCGAUGAUGUUAAUCUAGCAUAUAGGCUGAUUUGAAGGAGAAUUCCCCAUUCUUCUUUUAGGGUUCAUAUCAGCUCAUUCGCAUUAGCGAUCUGGGGUAUGUGGAUACUGAGGAUGUUGUACGCCGAUUAUUGAUCAAAUGCGUGUCUUUAUCUUUUGUUAA